Molecule: messenger RNA, 951 nt
Organism: Ceratotherium simum simum (southern white rhinoceros)
Lineage: Eukaryota; Metazoa; Chordata; Mammalia; Perissodactyla; Rhinocerotidae
Source: RefSeq, a predicted model, not a curated record
GGGCAGGCAGUUUCUUCCCUCUCUGCCCCUCCGCCUGGCACACGUUGCCCAGCCAUGGGCACCUUCGACCUGUGGACAGAUUACCUGGGUUUGGCACGCCUGGUGGGGGCUCUGCGUGGAGAAGAGGAGCCCGAGACCAGGCUGGACCCACAGCCAGAGCCGACGCCGGGACCAGGGGGUCAGAGGCCCGUCCCGGAAUCCCCAGCAGCUCCCGAACGCCUGUGCUCUUUCUGCAAGCACAACGGCGAGUCACGGGCCAUCUACCAGUCCCACGUGCUCAAGGACGAGGCGGGCCGGGUGCUGUGCCCCAUCCUUCGGGACUAUGUGUGCCCCCAGUGCGGCGCCACCCGCGAGCGCGCCCACACCCGCCGCUUCUGCCCGCUCACCGGCCAGGGCUACACCUCCGUCUACAGCUACACCACCCGCAACUCGGCCGGCAAGAGGCUGGCCCGGCCUGACAGGGCCAGAACGCAGGACCCAGGGCACGGGCACCGCCGAGGAGGAGCAGGAGGAGCCUGCGCAGAGCUCUGCGGCCGCGAGGGGCCAGCACGGCCGGCCGGCGCUGGAGUUCUGCGCUGCGUGUCCGGCUGGGUCCCACCUGGCGCCUCACGGGUCCGGGAGUGUCACGGGGCGCUAUCCCAGGAGCAGCCUCCAGGUGGCGCCAGAGCCCCGGCGGCCCUCGGGUUGAACUUCGGCAACCUGAAUCAUCGCGUAUUAUUAACUGGUUUUCUCCUCUUUGAAAAUCCAGGCUCCAAAGCGAAGGAACCGAAAUUUGCAAACCCAGAUAAACAUCUGGGCAGCUCCAGUCCUGUUCAGAAGCAGCCGGCUUCCGGGGGCCCCAGCUGCUGCCUCCCGCCUCCCACGGCCUCGGGGGCCCGGGAGGAGCAGGUUCCCUCAGCAUCCCCAGCUGCUCCUGUGCUUCCCAGGGAAGCCGACUUCCGGGCCGGCUGA